UUUCAUCACCAUUUCUUCAUCUUCCCCUGGUUCCUCUGUUCUUCACUCGCCGGCAUGAGGGUACGAUCCUGGCUACUCCCCUGCUCCACCGCCGCCGCUUCUUCCGCCGAACCCAGUAAUAAUAAACCGCCCGAUUCCUCCUCCUAUUUAAUUUCCGACGCCAGCAGCCUUUCCGACACGUCGGCUAACUCAUCAUCGUCGUCGACUCCUAGUUCCGACACGAGCUGUUCCAGUCUCCAGAGCAAUCUCUCCCUUCAAUCUCUACCAUCCAUUCCAUCUCUUCAGAAACUCCCCACCGCCACCGAUUCCUUCAACGUCACUCUUUCUCAAUUCCCCGUCGCCUCUUUCAAGCUCCCAAUCUCCCAUCUCGCCGUUCACGGUGCUUACCUCUACGUCGCCACCGCUCACGUAAUCAACGUCUACGAUCGAAUCACUUUCUCCCACAUCACAACAUUCAAUGCUCAAGAUUCCUCCUCUGGUUCCGUUAAGGGAAUCGCCUUCCUCCACCGCGAAAUCCUCACUUCUCAUCAAGACGGCAAAAUCCGCGUCUGGAAUUUACCUGAGAAGAAGAACAAUCAAUUCAAAUUAGUCAACACUCUCCCUACAGUCAACGACCGCCUUCGCCGAUUUAUACUCCCGAAGAAUUACGUCAACGUCCGUCGUCACAAAAAAGUCCUCUGGAUUCAACACGCCGACGCUGUCACUGGACUCGCCGUCAACAACGAUUCGAUUUACUCUGUGUCUUGGGAUCGGAGUUUGAAAAUCUGGCGAGGCUCCAACCACCGGUGCAUCGAGUCGGUGAAAGCAGCGCACGAAGACGCCGUAAACGCGGUGGCUGUUUCCGCCAGGGGGACUGUGUACACCGGUUCAGCCGAUCGGAAAAUCCGAGUGUGGGAGAAACCGGAGACGGAGAAACGACAUGUACUUGUAGCGACUUUAGAGAAGCACAAAUCGGCGGUGAAUGCAUUGGCGUUAAACGACGACGGUUCGUUGCUAUUCUCCGGGGCGUGCGACCGGUCGGUUCUGGUUUGGGAAAGAGAAGACAGCGCGAAAUACAUGGCGGUGAUCGGAGCAUUGAGGGGUCACAAAAAUGCGAUUCUGUGUUUGAUCUACGUCUCUGAAUUGUUGUUGAGUGGGUCCGCAGAUCGGACGGUGAGGGUGUGGCGACGUGGAGCAGAUGGGAGUUAUAAUUGUUUGUCAGUACUGGAAGGUCAUAAAAAACCGGUGAAAUCGCUGGUGGUUGUGUCGGAGCCGGAGGAGAUGUUAAACGGUGUCGUAUCUGUGUGUAGUGGGAGCCUUGAUGGAGAGCUUAAAGCUUGGAAAAUUUCUUUUUCGAAUAUUAACAGUCCAUUGCGGAAUUCGAAUAUUACGAAUUGCAGAUAAUGGAUUGGAAUAAUCAAGUUUGCACUUUAGGAACAAAAUUUUGUACAUUUUUUUUUUAAAAAAAAACCUAUUUUAUUGUUUUGAAAAUUUUAAGUGUGAAUUUUUGCAGGUUUGGUAGGUAAUUCAUAAGGCUUUGAUUCGUAAUUUCUACUUUUUCUGGUUAUUAAUGCUUAAAUUCGAAACUUGUAAUUAUUGUUAAUUUACUUUUGCUAAUGGUAGUAUUCUUUUAAUUGUCAA
Benincasa hispida (wax gourd) is the source of this 1620-nucleotide messenger RNA. RefSeq names its product protein JINGUBANG-like. Gene Ontology annotation, molecular function: protein binding. The record is from RefSeq and is a predicted model, not a curated record. NCBI's taxonomy places the organism in Eukaryota, Viridiplantae, Streptophyta, Magnoliopsida, Cucurbitales, Cucurbitaceae.